GACAUCAUCGGUCAUGUGACGCGCGUCGUCAGUGUUGCAGGAAGUGAAGCCGCUAUGGCGACAGCAGGAGCGUUACUCUCUGAAUCUGUGCUCGGAUGGUCCAUUUUUACCAUCGUUUUACUGGUCAUCUUGGCCUUCUGCUGGGUUUAUAUUCGGAAGUUUCAGAGCCGGCAGGAGAGCGAGGUCAUCUCCACCAUCACAGCAAUAUGCGCUCUGGCCAUUGCACUCAUCACAUCAGCUCUUCUGCCUGUGGAUAUCUUUCUAGUGUCCUUCAUGAAGUACCCCAAUGGCACAUACAAGAACUGGGCAGCAAACAACGAAACAAGGCAGCAGAUUGAAGACACAGUUUUGUAUGGCUACUAUACUCUGUAUUCCAUCAUCCUGUUCUGUGUCUUCCUCUGGAUCCCCUUUGUGUACUUCUACUAUGAAGAAAAAGACGAAGACAACAGCAACAAGUGCUCGCAAGUGAAAAACGCACUGAAGUACACAACAGGAUUUGUGAUCGUAUGUUCAGCGCUGCUUUUGAUAGGAGCGUUUGUUCCUCUGGCGCCUCCUCCCAGCCAGAACGCCACCAGUGAGUGGGAGAAGGUCCAAUAUCUGUUCCAGGAGUUGGGCAGCAGUCAAGGCCUGGCCGCCCUGUCGUUCUCCAUCAGCUCGCUCACCUUGAUUGGCAUGCUGGCAGUGAUCACAUACACGGCUUACGGGAUGUCCGUCCUGCCGCUGAACCUGAUUAAAGGCACGCGCAGCGUCGUUUACGAGCGUUUGGAGAACACGGAAGACACAGAGGAGGUGGAGCAUCAGAUAGACAAGCUCAAAGCCAAGUGUGCUGAUGGGCGUCCGCUGUCGAUGAGAGAUAGGAGGAGUCUCCAGGAUCUGGAAGCCAAGCUAUUGGUUCUCUGUCGGCGGGGGCAUCACUUGGAGAUUGCAGAGAGGAACUGUUGCAAUAAAGUGGGCUCUGCCCUUCGCCCUGUGAAGAUUUUGCUUGGGGUCUUCUUCAUCCUGGUGGCUCUUUUGUUCAUCGUGACCUUGUUUAUUUCAAAUCUGGAUCAGGCUUUACAUUCAGCUGGUAUCAGCACUGGGUUUAUCAUCUUUGGGACCAACUUAACCAACCCGCUUAAUGAGCUACUGCUGGCGCUGCAACCGGUUUUUCCUCUGGAUUAUGUUCUGAUCACCAUCAUCACCAUGUAUUUUGUCUUUACAUCCAUGGCCGGCAUUCGUAACAUGGGUAUUUGGUUCUUCUGGAUGCGGCUGUAUAAAAUCAGGCCUAAGAGAACCCGUCCACAGGCCCUCCUCUUCCUCUGCAUGAUCCUGCUUCUCAUCGUCCUCCACACCAGCUACAUGAUCUACAGUCUGGCCCCGCAGUACGUCAUGUACGGCAGCCAGAAGUACCUGCUGCAGACCCCGCUGCCCACCUCAGAGCCAUCACAGGGGAAUCGUUCCACUACCAUCACGAAGAUAUGUGACGCUGGCGCUCCUGAAGACCAGUGCACGGUAACCAGAUCAUAUCUGUUUCUACACAAGUUUUGGUUCUUCAGCACCGUCUACUAUUUUGGCAACUGGGCUUUCCUUGUGGUGUUUUUCAUCGGUCUGGUUGUGUCGUGUUGUAAGGGGAAGAAAUCUGUGAUUGAAGGUGAAGUUGAUGCAGACGACUCAGAUGUCAGUGAUGAUGAAUAUGUGCAUUAACUCUAUGACACAACCACCCGACACUCUGCUGGUGUUACUAAAAUAUUAAAAUAUUUCUAGAAGUUAAAGCUAGAAUACAUAUUUAUUUAGCAAUUCAUUGAUAAGGGAGAAAGAUAUUUAGGUUCUUAAAAAAAGAAUGAAUGUUUAACUAUGCCAAAUAGAUUUCUUGUUCAUGUUUAACUCGUAGUGAUCCGAUAUGCUAACUUGUCUUUACUAGUGACCCUCACUACUAUGGGUACGUUGUGUAUGCACGUCAAACAACAUUUUGUUUUCUACUGUAAUACAAAAAGGGUUUUCUCUCUGGCAUAAGACCAAAUUAUGUUUGAAAUAAAGACAAGGUACGCUCUUCGUUGUAAAAAAGGUUUAGAUUUUGAUUAUUUAAAAUAUUUGAGUUUUUUAUGCUGUUUAUUUGUGAUUUUGCAUGUAGGCAUGAUCUUCCUGUGUUUUUGAUGUGCGCUUCCUUUAAUGUUGCUUUAAUCUUUGUUGAAUUGACAUCAUUCUGGUGAAGGGAUCUUAAAAACCCCUCUUCAUUUAUUUGAGAUUUUUAUUUUUCAAGGAUUGCAGUACUUGCAAUUAAAUCAAAGUGAAAUGAGACAAGACUAAAAUGGUUUAAAUAAUGUAUGUAUUAUACAGUAUUAGCCUUUUUGGGGGUUCUGGGCUUAACUUUUUCAGAAUUCAUGUAUUAUUGCAGUUUUUAACCAUUAAUAAAGACUAAAACUGUA
Molecule: messenger RNA, 2405 nt
Organism: Triplophysa dalaica
Lineage: Eukaryota; Metazoa; Chordata; Actinopteri; Cypriniformes; Nemacheilidae
Gene: lmbrd1
Product: LMBR1 domain containing 1
Exons: 16
Coding region: 55-1683 (542 amino acids)
Biological process (GO): protein localization to vacuole
Cellular component (GO): vacuolar membrane
Source: RefSeq, a predicted model, not a curated record